Molecule: messenger RNA, 666 nt
Organism: Danaus chrysippus (African queen)
Lineage: Eukaryota; Metazoa; Arthropoda; Insecta; Lepidoptera; Nymphalidae
Source: the annotation of a GenBank genome assembly
AUGAAGGUGGUCUUCCAAAUCUUGGCGCUGACUGUUCUCGUGGCAUACGUUUCUGGUCAUGGCAGGGUCUUGCACCCACCGUCCAGAGCGUCAAUGUGGCGUUAUGGGUAUAAAACACCCGCCAACUACGACGAUUCCGGCGUCAACUGUGGCGGGUACGGCCAUCAAUUUGACAUCAACGGGGGAAAAUGUGGCAUAUGUGGUGACGCGUACGAUGAACCAGUACCAAGAAGUCACGAACUAGGAGGGAAGUAUGGCUUGGGGAUCAUAGUGGCGGAGUACGAGGCUGGCGAAGUAUUUACCGCUACCGUCGAGAUUACAGCCUACCACAAAGGUUACUGGUACUUCAAGAUAUGCCCGGACCCCAAUAGCAACGAGCAGGAAUGUUUCGACCAAUACCCGGUAGAACUAGAAGAAGGUGGCAUGAAUUACUAUCCUCCAAGUUCUGGAGUCUUUCAAGUGAAUUAUCGCAUCCCCGAGAAUGUAACCUGCGACCACUGUGUGCUCCAGUGGUGGUACAGAGCUGGUAACAGUUGGGGAACUUGCAGAGACGGCUCGGGAGCUAUAGGUUGCGGAAACCAAGAACAUUUUGGAGCCUGCACCGACAUCAGAAUUAAACCCAAAACACACAUCAUACCAGACGGUACACCUAUAGAAUUAAACUAA